UCUCGAAUUUCUUCUCCCUUUCUCCCUCUUCCCCGACCUCCGGGACCCUCCCUUUCGCCCCGGCUCCCCGGGCCCCCGCGGGGGGCGUCUUGACGCUGCGCGGCCGCCGAGUUUCGAUGGAGCCUUGCUCUUGUCGCCCAGGCUGGAAUGCAGUGGCGUGAUCUCGGCUUGCUGCAACCUCCACCUCCUGGGUUCAAGUGAUUCUCCUGCCUCAUCCUCCUAAGUAGCUGGGACUACAGGUUGUUCCAGAAGAAACUUGGGAAACAAAAGACUAUGUUUGGAACACGAUGUGGAGAAAGCCAGAACUUAUUCAAACACUUCAGCAGCUGCAAAUUUCAAGAGCCUACUGUACUGAAGGCUGUUCUGCAGUUACAUUCCCCCCUGGGAGACAGUAAACUGGCCUUUCAGUUUGUACAUCAGCAUCUGGUGAUCUUGGUUAAUAUGAAUCAGUCCCCCUAGACCUGACCACUCCUGCACAAACUAAUAAGCUAAAAUCCAGGCCCUGUCCUUGUGGUGAUCUCCCCACCGGGGGAAACCUGUUCCUUGAAGACUUUUGUUACUUUCUCUCAGUUGGACCUCCCUCUCCUGCUUACUCCAGCUUUUGUGUGUUGGUGUCUGAGUCCUGUUUGGGAGCAGGGGCAAUAUUCAAAAUAUUUAACAACCUGUUCACCAUGGAGAUGCCUACUGGAAACCUUCUCUGGUCACCGCUACAGAGUGUGCUAUCCCUUCCUCAGGCCCAAGGUCCUAGCUCUAGGCCAGGCUGCUGGUCCCUAUCAGGUCUAGGAGCCUCCCUCCCGACUCCUGCUAAUCCCGGCUCAACUUCACCCCCGCUCCCCCUGCUCAAGGAGUGGAGGCCUGGCCGCGCUGUGGGAGGUGCUACAGCCCACGACCCUCCCCUGCUAGGCCCAGGCCACUGGGGGAAGAAUCUCAACUCCAGUUCUUCUCAGAUCCCCAGCAGCCUGCAGGAUGGCCACCAGCUCCACCUGCCCCCAGAAGCCCCCAGAAGUUUGGGAUGAGAGGGGCCGAUUAGUCAUUUGUCAAUGGGAUGUGGAAGAAAACAUUAGACUGGAUCUUGUAUUUAUCUUUAUUUCUCACAAAAAAUAAGAACUAGA
Molecule: messenger RNA, 1112 nt
Organism: Pongo pygmaeus (Bornean orangutan)
Lineage: Eukaryota; Metazoa; Chordata; Mammalia; Primates; Hominidae
Product: chromosome alignment-maintaining phosphoprotein 1-like
Exons: 5
Coding region: 672-1016 (114 amino acids)
Source: RefSeq, a predicted model, not a curated record